This is a messenger RNA of Fusarium proliferatum ET1, 1944 nucleotides long. RefSeq lists its product as uncharacterized. Gene Ontology annotation, cellular component: nucleus. The coding region runs from base 1 to 1944 and encodes 647 amino acids. Gene Ontology annotation, molecular function: DNA-binding transcription factor activity, RNA polymerase II-specific; transcription cis-regulatory region binding; zinc ion binding. The transcript has 6 exons. The record is from RefSeq and is a predicted model, not a curated record. Lineage: Eukaryota; Fungi; Ascomycota; Sordariomycetes; Hypocreales; Nectriaceae. Gene Ontology annotation, biological process: positive regulation of transcription by RNA polymerase II.
AUGUUGCUGUACACCAGGCUUGCACCACCCAAGGCCCCUAUCAAGCGCUCACGCGCAGCAUGCAAUUAUUGCAAAGAAAAGAAGAAGAAAUGUGAUGAGACUCGACCUGCAUGCUCCCGAUGCCAAGAACGCAGUCAGGAGUGCAUUUACAAACCUAUCCCCCGCCGGCAGAGGCGUAAGGGCGAAUCGAUUGUUCCGUGCUCGCCGUUCGACACCAAUUCUUACUCGAGCUCAGGCAGGGCCAAGAACGUUUUAGAUGUGCAUGCUGCUUCCAAAUGGAACGACGAUGUGCAUGGUAAAUCAGCUAACGAAGAUUUGCUCGACGACACUACUGUUACGACCCAGCCACCAACACUCAGCACAUCUCUUGUCAAUCACACCGCCAGCAUAUCCGCUGAUCAAUCGGAUUGGGUAUCUACGAACAUUCCUGUCAUCUCACCGCUCGAGUCGGUCGACUUUCAAUUGCCUGCGUUUGACGAUCCCAAGUUUUUGGCCGAGCAUGUCAAGAAUGCAGAGGAGGGCGAUAUCGAAAAGACCUUUCGACGAGAGUCUAUCGCCAUAACUAUUCCCAAAACUACAUAUGCCAGCGCCUGCGCUAAUGCAUAUGCAACCCCAAGCCCAUCACUAGCCAUGAUUAUGCCUAUUCCAACACAAUCUCCCUGGUUUGAGCUUUGCGCUCCAGUAUUCUCAGAAUUUUCUGAACGUAACAACCGUCGCGUACUUUUCGAUCAUUUCUACAACGUUUUGUCCCGUCGCAUCGUUUUCCACGAAGAGAGCGGCAAUCCUUUCCAGCAGCUUAUUCUUCCCUUGUGUUACACUAGCUUCGUUGUCACCAAUGCUGUCUACGCUUUGGCGAGUGCUCAUCUUGAGCAUCGUGGGGUUAGAAAUGACGAGAACAGCAUCUAUUUCCACAAUAGAGCCAUUCAAGGUCUAGCGCGCCUGAUUCAGAAGGGAACAGGUGCAGGUAAAAAUGAAUUGUUGGCUGCCGUCAUGCUUUUGUUGGUACAAAAGGACCGAUCUAAUAUCGUGGAUGUCCAUCUCAAAGGCGCUAUGGCCGUCAUGAGUAAGUAUGAAACUACCAUCGAUCCUACAGGCAUCUUUUUGGAGAAGGCGUUUCGUUUCUACGAUGUGAUUGCAGCACUAUCUUUCGGUACUGUUCCUUUGUCUAGUACCCGCGAUAUCGACUACCCUACGCCAUCCGACUCUUUGGAGUCUAACGGUGCUACGUCGCCCCUUAAUAGCGUCGACACUCUACUUGGCAUGGCCACUUCCUUAUGGCCAAUCAUUCACCGACUCUCUAGUCUAUUGGCACUCAAAGACGAGCUUAACGUUGCUGUCGUGAACGAAGAAGUUUCAAAGGUCUCGGUUCUCCGGACUGAGUUCCAGAUAUCGGCAACGGGCAUUGAGUCGGCGCUUGAGGACUGGCGCCCUACAGUGCCCGAAAACUCAGUUCUGAACCAGAACCUUGAAGAGCUGAGUCCUGAGCAAUCUGCAGAAAGGGGUUACCUCCAGAGCAUUCUCAGUAACGCUUUGUCUUACCGCCACUCUGCUUUCGUCUACCUUUACCGCACCAUUUAUGGCUACCCACGGAGGCACGUACUUGUACAACGCCAUGCGCACAAGAGUCUUACUCACUGCAUUGGAACUGUUAGUAACACUGGUCCUACGAGUGCGCUUCUGUGGCCGCUUUUUGUUGCGUCUUGCGAGGCCGCUACACUCGCUGAUCGCGAGCUUGCACACCAGGUAUUCAUGGCGAUCAACCGCCGGCAAGGCAUGGCGAAUAUUGACCGUGCUUGGACUAUUGUGCAGGAGGUCUGGCAACGCGUUGACAAGGGAAGCAUGCAGCAGCCGCAGGAAGAGGCAACGCUGUUGGAUGUCAGAGGCGAAGGUGAUCUCUGGAGAGGAGUGAGCGCAGACAUGGGUGUGACUAUUGUUUUCGGGUAA